AAGAACUUGACGUGGUUUAUAUAAACGUAGCGUGUAACAUUGGCCUUACAAUAUUUUUCAUUCGAAUGUCGACAAGUGCGGCGCGUUUACAAUGAAUCUGAGUUGCACUCUCGUUUUGUCGGUGCUUAUGUGUAUAGGCUAUGCUUCUGCGAGAAAAAUACCUUCGUAUGUGACUCUAUGCAAGCGGGACGACCCAAAGCUGGAACAAUGCUUCAUAAACGCAGUGGAACAAAUCCGGCCGUAUUUCCGGGCGGGAGUCCCGGAUUUAUUUAUUCCUCCCAUGGACCCCCUUGUUAUACCCCAAGCCGGGCUCAACAGCGGCGACAACUUCAAAGCCUCGUUCAAAAAUAUUCAGAUUUAUUACGCCGAUGAAUUUAAAAUCGAACAUUUAAAAGUGGAUCUAAAUAAGGUCUACAUCGAUUUGAUUGUCAGUUUUCCGAGAUUAAGGAUCAAAUCUCAGUAUAACAUCGACGGAAGGAUUUUGAUUUUGACACUCAAGGGACAGGGGCCUGCUGAUGGCAAUUUCACAAAUGUGGGUGCGAAAUUAACUGUUGAUGGGCAAAGAUUCUUCAAAAAAGGGAAAGAAUAUAUUGGGAUAACGAACAAAAAGCUGGACUUGUCGUUGGGGAAACCUGUGUUCUAUUUCGAUAACUUUUUCCGAGAUAAUCCAGAACUGAAUGAGCAAACUAAUAAGAUUAUCAACGAAAAUAUCGUUGAUAUUUUGGACGAGUUGAGGCCGGUGGUUGACCAGACGGUCUCUGAAUUUGUGUUUGGAAUAGUGACAAGGUUAUUUAACCGGUAUUCCAUGGAUGAACUGUUUCCUCUUAAUUAAAUUAUUAUUUAUUAUUAUUAUGUAUUUUUGUAAAAUAGGCAAAUCAAUAGAAUAAUGUUUUAAUUA
Messenger RNA from Tribolium castaneum (red flour beetle), 898 nucleotides. RefSeq names its product putative beta-carotene-binding protein. The coding region runs from base 92 to 832 and encodes 246 amino acids. Lineage: Eukaryota; Metazoa; Arthropoda; Insecta; Coleoptera; Tenebrionidae. The transcript has 3 exons. The record is from RefSeq and is a predicted model, not a curated record.